AAGUCAAACAGGAGGAACCGUCCGAACCCGCGCAGUCUCGCGCCGAGCUCGCGAUCAGCAUGGCAACAAACAUCAAGAAGUUCUACGACCUCUCAGCCAAACUCCUGUCUGGCGACCUCCUCAGCUUCUCCUCGCUGAAGGGGAAGGUCGUGCUUAUUGAAAAUGUGGCGUCUCUCUGAGGUACGACGGUCAGGGACUACACUCAGAUGAACGAGCUCCACGCCAAGUACUCGGACAAGGGGCUCGUGGUGCUGGGAGUGCCCUGCAACCAGUUCGGCCACCAGGAGAACGGCAAGAACGAAGAGAUCCUCAACUGCCUGAAGUACGUGCGUCCAGGGAAUGGCUUCGAGCCUCGCUUCUCACUUCUGGAGAAGGUCGAUGUCAAUGGCAAAGAUGCCCAUCCCUUGUUCGUGUACCUCAAGGAGAAUCUUCCAUACCCCAGCGACAACUCCAUGGCCUUGAUGAGUGACCCCAAGUUCAUUAUCUGGAGCCCAGUCUGCAGGAACGACGUGGCGUGGAAUUUUGAGAAGUUCCUGGUCGGCCCUGACGGAGAGCCGUUCAAACGCUACAGCAGGACCUUCCUGACCAGUGACAUCGAGGCAGACAUCAAGGAGCUCCUGAAGAAAGUGAAAUAAGCCGUCCCUGGCGCAGGGUGCCAUCUCAGAGGCCUGCUGGGGGUUGUGGAGGCAGCAGAUAGGCGUUGUAAACAUCGACCCCUGGCCUAUCGCUUGUAGCCACACCUUCUGUGGAAGAUGGCAGUUUAAAGUUUGGCUGACUGUGCUGACUUGCAUAAAGUGCAACUGUUUUUUAGGCUGUUUACUUAAUGAAGGCACCUCCUGAAAUCUAGAGUGAGGGGGGUGUCUGAUGUAAAUGUAAAUGCCUGUUAUUAACAGUGGUAAUUUAGCUAUGUACAGCAGAGCUCAGCUCUACCGUCCAGCUGAAUAAAGCCAAAUAAACAUUGCAGAAUUCCAA
This is a messenger RNA of Pygocentrus nattereri (red-bellied piranha), 972 nucleotides long. It is a transcript of the gene gpx1a, whose product is annotated as glutathione peroxidase 1a. The record is from RefSeq and is a predicted model, not a curated record. Gene Ontology annotation, biological process: response to hydrogen peroxide; glutathione metabolic process; hydrogen peroxide catabolic process. The transcript has 2 exons. Lineage: Eukaryota; Metazoa; Chordata; Actinopteri; Characiformes; Serrasalmidae. Gene Ontology annotation, cellular component: cytosol; mitochondrion. Gene Ontology annotation, molecular function: glutathione peroxidase activity.